This is a messenger RNA of Lutra lutra (Eurasian river otter), 1524 nucleotides long. It is a transcript of the gene TUBA8, whose product is annotated as tubulin alpha 8. Gene Ontology annotation, biological process: microtubule cytoskeleton organization; mitotic cell cycle. The coding region runs from base 156 to 1505 and encodes 449 amino acids. NCBI's taxonomy places the organism in Eukaryota, Metazoa, Chordata, Mammalia, Carnivora, Mustelidae. The record is from RefSeq and is a predicted model, not a curated record. Gene Ontology annotation, cellular component: cytoplasm; microtubule. Gene Ontology annotation, molecular function: structural constituent of cytoskeleton; GTP binding. The transcript has 5 exons.
GGGCACUGUGAUGCAGCAGGGCAGCUGCUGGCCCAGCAUGUCUGUCCCCGGCCCCCUCCCGCCCAGUGUGUCACAACAGCGGAGGCGGCUGUAUCUAGAGCAGUUGGGGUGGGCAGGCCCAGCUGGGAGGCGAGCCGGCGAGGAGAGCAGCCGCCAUGCGGGAGUGCAUAUCAGUCCACGUGGGUCAAGCAGGAGUUCAGAUUGGCAAUGCCUGCUGGGAGCUCUUCUGUCUGGAACAUGGCAUCCAGGCAGAUGGCACCUUUGGUGUCCAGGCCAGCAAGGUCAACGACGAUGACUCAUUCACCACCUUUUUCAGUGAAACUGGAAAUGGGAAACAUGUGCCUCGGGCUGUCAUGGUAGAUCUGGAGCCUACUGUAGUAGAUGAAGUUCGGGCAGGAACCUACCGUCAGCUCUUCCAUCCAGAGCAGUUGAUCACAGGGAAGGAGGAUGCAGCUAACAACUAUGCCCGGGGCCACUACACAGUGGGCAAGGAGAGCAUCGACCUGGUGCUGGACCGCAUACGGAAGCUGACAGAUGCCUGCUCUGGCUUGCAGGGCUUUCUGAUCUUCCACAGUUUUGGAGGGGGCACUGGCUCUGGCUUCACUUCUCUGCUGAUGGAACGGCUCUCCCUAGAUUAUGGCAAGAAGUCCAAGCUAGAGUUUGCUAUCUACCCAGCCCCUCAGGUCUCUACUGCAGUGGUGGAGCCCUACAACUCCAUUCUGACCACCCACACCACACUGGAACAUUCAGAUUGUGCUUUUAUGGUGGACAAUGAAGCCAUCUAUGACAUCUGCCGCAGGAACUUAGACAUCGAGCGCCCCACCUAUACCAACCUCAACCGCCUCAUCAGCCAGAUUGUGUCCUCCAUCACUGCCUCUCUCCGCUUUGAUGGGGCCCUUAAUGUGGACCUCACUGAGUUCCAGACCAACCUGGUGCCCUACCCCCGCAUCCACUUCCCACUGGUCACUUAUGCACCCAUUAUAUCUGCUGAGAAAGCCUAUCAUGAACAACUCUCUGUGGCUGAGAUAACCAGCUCCUGCUUUGAGCCCAACAGCCAGAUGGUGAAGUGUGACCCAAGACAUGGGAAGUACAUGGCCUGUUGCAUGCUCUACCGGGGGGACGUGGUACCUAAGGAUGUGAAUGUCGCUAUUGCCGCCAUCAAGACCAAGAGGACUAUUCAGUUUGUAGAUUGGUGUCCCACAGGCUUUAAGGUGGGCAUCAACUAUCAGCCACCCACUGUGGUGCCAGGAGGGGACCUGGCCAAAGUCCAGCGGGCUGUUUGCAUGCUGAGCAACACAACUGCAAUUGCGGAGGCCUGGGCCCGCCUGGACCACAAGUUUGACCUCAUGUAUGCCAAGCGGGCCUUUGUGCACUGGUAUGUUGGAGAGGGAAUGGAAGAAGGAGAAUUUUCUGAGGCCAGGGAGGACCUGGCUGCUCUGGAGAAGGAUUAUGAAGAAGUGGGAACUGAUUCAUUUGAAGAAGAAAAUGAAGGGGAGGAGUUUUAAAUAUAACACUUUCCCCUUG